This is a messenger RNA of Belonocnema kinseyi, 2838 nucleotides long. Its product is annotated as SET and MYND domain-containing protein 4-like. NCBI's taxonomy places the organism in Eukaryota, Metazoa, Arthropoda, Insecta, Hymenoptera, Cynipidae. The record is from RefSeq and is a predicted model, not a curated record. The transcript has 5 exons. The coding region runs from base 142 to 1410 and encodes 422 amino acids. Gene Ontology annotation, molecular function: protein binding.
CACUUGGUGGCUUUCAUUCCACAAAGGCACUCGAUAUUUUAUUGAUUCUUGAAAUAUGAACACUGCCGUUAUCUUAUCGAACGAGAUAUAAAGGAAGUUUUUCAGUUAUUUCUUAAGCGAUUGUAAGUCAAACCCAGAAAAAUGGACGCUACGUUCAAAAUGUUGCUAAAAAAAAUGGAAGCCAUGGAAGCUUUUUACGAAGACGAACAAGAAGCACAUAAUUUUCCAUAUUUCAUCGACAACAACCCUUUCCGUUUAGAAUGUAUGAUGUUCCUCUUAGGAAAAUUCAAGAUAAUUCCAAAAGUUUCUUGUGACAACAAAAACGCUGAAAAAGCCAUUCAGUAUAAGGACGAUGGCAAUUCAAAAUUCCUUAAUGCCAAAACUUCACUAGACUUUUUAGAAACGUUCAAACUCUACACACAAAGCAUUGCUUAUGCCUUAAAUAAUUCCAAGGAACUUGCAUUGGCGUACGCAAACAGAUCUGCGAUAUUAAUUCACGUAGGAAAAUAUCAAGAUUGUUUGGCUGAUAUCAACAGAGCCUUGAAUUUGAACUAUCCAAAUAAUUUAAAAUCAAAAGUUUUCCUCAGAAAGGCAGAAUGUCUCCUGGCCUUGGGAAAUCCCGAGGCAAAAAAAGCACACAAAAGUGCCUUGAAAUGGUUGAAAGAAGUGUCGAACGAGACGAUCAAAAUUAAAAUGAAGGAUAAACUUGAGAAUUUCUUCAAUAUGGAUAGAAAAUUUUAUAAUGAAGAAGAAGAGGAAAUUUUCUCGGUUGAAUGGGACUAUUCUGAGGAUGCGCAAAUUCCCUGUGCCUCGGAUGGCUUGGAAAUUAAAUAUAAUACUGAAUAUGGCAGGCAUGUAGUUGCUACUCGUGAUUUUCCAGCUGGAGAAAUUAUUAUUGCUGAAAAACCCUAUGCACAAGUUUUGGCUUAUAAGAAUAUGUAUACGCAUUGUGCACAUUGUUUAAAAGUGACCUGGAGUUCGAUACCUUGUUGUUAUUGUGUCUAUGCUGUUUAUUGCUCGGCAGAAUGCAGAGAUAUUGCCAGAAAAUUGUAUCACGAUAUUGAAUGUAGUGUUCUCGGUUUUCUUAUUGAGUCUGGAUUGAAUGAAGAUAGAUUACUCAGUACAAAAAUAGCAAUUUUAGCUCUGAGGGAGACCAAAAGUAUUUCGAAUUUGAAGAGUGAGUUGAAGAAUGUUAAUGCUUGCAAAGACAAAGUGAAAAAAGGAUUUUCUGAUGAUGGAAGGUUUCUCAGCGAUAAAUACAGAAGUGUAUACAGUCUUCAUAUAAACAAUGAAAAAAUAUCUCCCACUGACAUUUUCAGAAUGUGUUUCCAUUCUGCCUUUUUAAUGUAUGCUUUGGCUACUCGUAGUAAUUUAUUUGGAACUCUAUCAUCCGAUAUUUCAUGGAAUUAAAAUGGCUAAAAAUAUAAACAUUAAAUUCAUUGGAGGGUUAAUUAUUCAUCAUUUACAAAUUUUAAAUACAAACUUUCAUACGAUCAGAGAAAUAUAUUACAAUGAAAUCUCUGUUCGUGGUUACGGCAUUUAUCCAUUUUUGUCCAUCCUGAAUCACAGUUGUGAUCCAAGUGUUUUCCGAAUUUAUCAUCCAGAACAUGCGACUGCUCGUAUUACUCAACCAAUUAAAAAAGAUCAACAAGUAUUUGAAUGUUACGGUCCACACUACGAAGCAUUAGAAAAAAAUAUGAGGCAGAAAAUUAUGGAAUUUCAAUUCGGAUUCAAAUGCAAUUGUGUGGCUUGUAUAAAUGAUUGGCCGGUUAUGGAAAACUUACUGGGAUUGAAUACGUCAUUGUUAAAACAGGGUGUAAAUCUCGAAAAGGUUGUGCAGAAAUUACAUAAAAUGUUUCAUAAAUACGUCUAUUAUGAGGAUGUAACCAUAAAUUUGUACACAUUGCGAAAGCUCCUGAAAAUGAACGCGACAGUUUGGAAAUACGCUACCAAGCCAUGUAAGGAAUGUAGCAUGGCGACAAUCAUACUCAAAAACAUGUUUAACCAUUUAGGUAACAGAUUCGACAUUCCAAAUGUUCAAGACGCGAAAUAAGAGGUAUUUACCAUUUUUUUUUUAAAUCGUUAUUUCGAGAAAGAUAUUUUAUUUUUUAUGUUUCUUAUUUUGUUUGUUUGUCCAAAACUCUGCAGUAUGAAAUAAUUAUGAGAUUCAAAGUUGGGUUAUUUGAUACUGAAAAUAUUCAAAAAAGAAUCUUAAUAUUUACUUAAUAUAUAUCUCUUUUAUUUGGUGAAUAAUGACUGUUGUAAAAUACGAAUCGGCAUCUUAAGUGUUACUUAAUAUUUCAUAUUUUUAUAUACAGUCUUUCGCAUUGUUAUAUGUAUUAAAACAUAAGUACAAAUUAAAUUUAAGUACUAAAACUACUUAAGCACCCGUUUUGUAAAAUACUUAAAUUCUUUAAAAAAUGUAAGAGAAAUACUCGCAAUUCGACAAUAAACUUAUUAGUGGUAAGAGUAAAAGUAAUGUGAGUGAGUGGAAAAUUGAAGCUGAACUGGAUUCAGACGGUAGUGAAGGUAGUUUUUCGGGAGUUUUAAAAGUGAUUCUCCAUUCGACUCCCGGGUAAACGGGACUUUCGGUUUUUAGAUAGUCUUCUACUACCUCAUCUGUAGUUGCCCCUGUAAACACAAAAAAAUAGUUUUAUAACAAUUUCUAAUUAAUUGUAAUACUUUCAUUAACCCGCAAUUGUCACUCGGGGUCCAUUGGACCCCAUGCUUUUUUCAAACGCGAAUAUUUCUAUAACGCCUGCUUCAUUAUUUUCAUUUUUUUUUUCAUUAUAUUAACAUCUGAAUUUUUUUAUAUGAGCAAUAGCAUAUUGUUCACAA